This is a messenger RNA of Symbiodinium sp. CCMP2592, 4206 nucleotides long. Lineage: Eukaryota; Dinophyceae; Suessiales; Symbiodiniaceae. The record is from the annotation of a GenBank genome assembly.
AUGCGGCAGGCUUUCCGAGAAACCAGCCGACCGGCAGUGCAGUCCUGGCUGGAAAGAAGGAUUGGGUUGGCCAGCUUCGACAGAUCGUACUACUACACUGUAGACACAAAGCAGAAGAUGUUCUACUCGGCGAUCACGGCUGACCUAGAGGCAGUUCGAUUGAGAGAGGCUGGCUUCGAUGAUGUGAGGAUACGAAUUUGCAACAUAAUCAACUUUUUCGAUAUCAAGACCAAGCCAAAGGCUGCUCGGAUCAAUGCUGCGGUCAUCCGCCUCCUUGAGCGCGGAGAUGUGUGGGGCGCGCAGUUGCUGCUCAGUCGCGGGGUGGCGCUGGCUUUCAAGAAGCCGCUUUCGUCCAUGCGGGUAGGCAGUAGCAUUUUCGACGCGUCUUCGGAGCACAAGCUCUAUGGACAGGCAAUACUUCGUCCAAAGUUUGCAGUUUUGCGGCAACGCCCAAAGUUGGCAACGGCAUUGAUCCCGAUAUGCAGUCAAGCAACACAAGAUCCAGGGUAUGUCUUGCGUGUACUGCGGCGUGGUCGAGUUCAGCUGAACAUAUUUCACCACAACGCAGCUAUCUCAUGCUGCCGGCUUUGGCAAUGGAAGCAGGCAGCUGACAUGUUUCUUUCCACAACACUCCACAUGGCCGACCCAAACACGGUUACCUACAACACAAUGCUGAGUGCCCUUGACGUUGCUGGCAAGUGGUCCCUGGCUGCUGCUGUUGCUUCCAGUGCAGCGAUUGCCCUCGAUGUUGUCAGCUCUAACACAGUUCUCUCUGCACUGUCUCGAAGAGCCUUAUGGGCAGCAGCUACUUGCUGGCUUUGCAGCAUGCGCAUCCGACGUGAACCCAAAGACAGCAUCUCUUUCAACUCCACAUUGACCGCCUGGGGACGGCGAGGACUCUGGACAAAGGCGCUAUCCUUGUUUGCAGAGCUCAGACGAACGCCCCUGCAAGCUCAUGCGGUUACUGAAGGAGGUCACGUCGCGAUGCUGCACGCGAUGGAGCAAAAGGGGCAGUGGCAAAGAGCAGCUCUUCGUUUGAACGCCGCCGCCGAAGACGGUGCUUGGUAUCGCUUGCGUUCCGUCAGCGCAACCGUCUCUGCGUGCGAGAAGGGGACUGCUUGGCAAUUUGCUGCAGCUGUGGUGGGUGACAUGACCGGCUCCAAGGGCAUCAGGCCAGAUGAAGUGUGCAUCAGCGCCAUGGUAAGUGCCUUGGAAAACUGCAGUCGAUGCCUGGCUGCACUUCGAGUAGCUCCGCCUAGGCAGCACCUUCUGUGGAGACUGACACGCCGAAAGUUGCUGCUGUGUACAGCAUUUGCAGGGUGGCAGGCUGCAUUGGCAGCGGUGUCACUGAUGCCCGUCGGUGGCUUGAGCACUGACAUGGUCAGCUGCAGCAGCGCAAUCAGCGCUUGUGAGAACGCAUGUCGCUGGACAGUGGCUGCGGCACUCCUGCGGUGCCUGGCAAGCUUGAGCUUGCUGCCAUCGCCCAUCACAUUCAACUCCAUCACGUUGACAUGUGCGCGGGUGGCUCUCUGGCAAGCUUCGCUACACUUACUACGGCUGCUGACUCCGCACAAUGCCGACCAGACAAGCUUCAACGCAGCUCUUGCUUCACUUGCCCCCAAUGGGAAGUGGCAGCAAGCGGCAGCACUAGUGACCGACAUGAUGUCACAAGGGGAGUUGCCGGAUGAGCUCAGCUGCGACUCUGCUUUUAGUGCAUGUGCAAGGGCAUCUCAGCCACUUGCCGCAGUCGCUUAUUUACGGACUGUGCAGCAUUUCGGGGAGAGCCUGUUGCUGAGGGGCGAAAAUGGCAUCAUGACUGUGGCUUCGACAGUUUGUGAUGUCACUCUUCCGCCUUUCUGCCCUCCGGAAGGUGGCGCGCUACUUCAUUUCAACCGAUUUGGCUCGCAGACGGCUGGUGCAGCUAAAGAUGCGGCAUGGUCGCAUCGAGCCUUCCUGACCUUAGCAGGUGUGGGACUGGGAUCUGCCUUUGCAGUGAACAAGGCCCCGACCAUCGCCUCCACUAGCUCUGACAAUGAUAUCCAAUGUGUUCGUCCCAUCGAGUGCUGCUUGGUGUUGCGUCGCAUGUUGGUUCUCGUGCCAGCUUCGUCUUCGUGCGAGCCACAUGGCUCACAGGGAGUUUUCCUCGACUUGCAAAAGCCUCCUUCUGCGACUGCCUGGUUUUCCGUUCGAUGCAUCACGGCGAUGGUCGAUACUUCCAAUGUGAGCAAAGCACACGAGGAACUGGCAGAAGUGCACGAAGUGGCAAAGUCACUGAAAUGCAUGACUUCUGUCUUGGACAAGCAAUUAGGACGUCUUGAAGCCAAAUGCGCGCAAAGUCUGAAAGGGAUUAUCGAAGACAUCAAUCGAUGUUUGCAGAGGUUGGAAGAGGAGGUCAAACAGGCCAUCUCCGAUCGUGAUCCGCAUUCUCCACCGGAUGCUAAAGGUGAGCAUCAGAUCUCUUUGCCGGGAGUAAGGCAUCGGAGCGCAGAUGCGGAUGAGGACCACAAGCGAUCCUUCGACGAUUCAGUGCAAAAAGAAAGGUCUUUGGAGGAUGAGCAGGUGAUGCUAUCAGAAGGCGAUACUCCGUCACCAAAGGCUGAUGAUGCGGGAGCGCUUGUACCUUUCAAAACGCCGCGAGAAGUCUGCCUUGUGGAUCCAAGCUGGACGAGCAAGCUGGUGUGGGAUAUUUACGUCAUGCUUGUUGUCCUGAUGGAUGCAAUGGUGCUGCCGUUCCAGCUGUCGUUCAAGAAUAGCUAUGACCCAGAUGGAUUUGAUGACUUUUGGUUUUGGCUCACAACGAUGACCUUCAGUGCGGAUAUCCUCGCAAGCUUUAACACGGCCAUCCCUCGUGGCGACGAUGUUGAUGUUGAUGACGCCAAGGAGACUCUCAUUGUCGAGCGCCGGAUUAUUGCCGUUACAUACCUCAGGGGGUGGUUUGUGCUUGAUUUCAUCAGCACAGUACCCUGGAGCCGGAUAGUCGACACCAUGGUGGGACCUGGUGGUGGGCCCAUGGUCACCGUGGCAAAACUUGCCAAAGUGUUGAAAUUUAUUCGCAUAAUCCGCUUGAUGAAGAUGCUUCGUGCGAAGAAGCUGAAAGAUAUUUGGGAACAGGUGGAGAAGCGAAUCGGUUCAGUUGCCAUCGUGCAAGGGAUGAUGCUCAUCCGCGUAUUGCUGGUAGUCGUUGGCAUUUGCCAUUGGAAUGCAUGCCUCUUCUGGAUUGUCGGGGCAAGAGAGAGCAUCGUCACGGACUUCAUGCCUACGACCUUGAAAGAUCAGUUCGAUCGAAUGCCACAUUGGACGACCAUCUCCAGGAGCGAUGCCCCAGAUCUGGACCCAUGGACUUAUGAAAGAAAGCCCAUGUUUGAGCAGUACAUCUUCUGCUUCUACUGGACUCUUGGGGUCAUGCGAACAAUGCCAGCCGAAGUGACUCCAGUGAACGCCGUCGAACGUGUCUUCGUCCUGUGCUUCAUGUUCUUUGCAUUAUCUGCUUUUGCCGUAUCCGUUGCCUCCCUGACGCAAGCCUACUUCAAAAUCAGUGAGCGCGGCCGGAGCUUUAAUGAUGAGAUGUUCGCUAUCCGCAUGCACCUCCACAAACUUCGUGUAGAGGAGACAUCACAGCGGAAGAUCAAGGAAUACCUCCACCACAAGUUCACCCGCCGGCGGAUCAUGGCCAAGGAGGCGAACUUACUCAAGGAGCUCCCGUCAGCUCUAAAGGAGGAGGUGGAGAAUGCAAAGGUGCUCCAGCAGGUGCACCAUCUUCCAUGUAUGCAAGGCUUGUCCAAAGACGCGCUCAAGCAAGUCUGCAAAAGUGCAGAGUUCCUUGACAUUUUGCCGGGCGAACAUCUCGUUUGCGCUGGAGAUGUCACACACUGCGCCUGGGUCGUUUGCUCCGGGACUGUCAAAGUUGAGGAUGUAAUGGGACAGAAGUGCGUUGUGGAUGGAGAUCCGCCGGUGAUUAAUGCAGAAUGCCUUCUCACACAGGAGCCUUUUCGAUCACCUACCACCGUCACAACCACGAGCACCUGUGAGCUAUACAAGCUGGAAAAGACGAAAUUCUUCGAAAUUGCAGCCCACCACUUGACGAAACAGCCGAAGAUGAAGCGUCAGCAGUCUGGCCCGACUGCUAUCAAUGUGGAAGAAGCGACAGAUCGGGUCACAACACCUCAUGCAUCUGCUGGCGCAGCUGCUGCAAUUUCAGCUGGCUGA